UUUCACAUUUCGUCAAUGGGUUCUGUUCUUUUGUGGCGUUUUCUUGCUGGAUUCAAACCAGUUUACCCAACUCUGAAACUUGCUCUUUCUGUUACUUUUGAAUCCCGCCAUUAAAGCCCAACUGUUCUUCCUCCUCGAAGUUUCUUCUCCGUUUAGCAUCCAUUUUCCCCUUGAUUUUACCUUUUUACAAGUUCUAUCUCGAGAUGAACUUGAUGAUUUUGAGUUUUGCCAGAAGAAUUCAGCUGUCAGUCCGCGUUCUAGCCCCCUUUUGACUGUGUGAUCAUUUGAUCGUUCUUUUGUUUUUUUGUUGCUUUGCUCUGAUUGCAUGUAAUGGAACUGUAUCUGUGCGCUUUUAAAGCUGUCUUCAACUUCAUCCCGGUUGGCGCUUUUUGAGAUUUAUUGUACUUUGCUUCCCUGUUUGCCUCAAAUUUGCCUCCUGCUCGGGAUAUAAAUCUGGUUCUAUCACUGUUUGGAUCUCUGAUGAUAAAGAAAGUGCUAAUUUCUCGGUCGUUUUCAUGGAUUCUGAUUGAACAAACAUUCGACUGAUUGUUUUUCAUCAUAAACCCUAGUUUUUCAAAAGUUGCUUCGAAUCAGGUUUUGUUUGUGAUUCUGUUUCUUGAUUAGCUCUAGAAACUUGUAGCGAUGGAUUGUAGAAGAAGAUUUGGAUUACUGUUCUGGAUUUUGUUCAUUUCGUUGCUGCCGUGCAUUUCUUGUUUGUUUAAUCCGGUAGAUAAUUAUCUUAUUGACUGUGGAUCGCCGGCUAAUGUAUCUGUGGGUAAUCGUGUUUUCAUGGCCGAUAAUUUGGUCUCCAAGUUGCUUUCCACCCCAAAAGUCAUUCUGGCUAAUACGUCUUCAGUACCUGCCAGUUCUUCUAAUGAUUCGUCGCUGUUUGGAACGGCUAGAAUCUUCACUGGAUCAUCAAAAUUCAAGUUUCCAAUUACGGCUGGAAGGCACUGGAUCCGUCUCUAUUUCUAUCCAUUUGUGUUUCCUGGCUUCAAUAUGAGUGCUGCAAAUUUUAGUGUUUCGACCCAAAAUUUUGUUCUGCUGCGAGAUUUAGUUGCUGUGAAGAAUCCUGUGGUCAAAGAGUUCUCUGUUAACGUAGCUUCAGAUACUCUUGAAGUUAUAUUUACUCCUGUUAAUGGCUCCUUUGCAUAUGUGAAUGCCAUUGAAGUUACUUCUGUUCCUGACAUUCUCAUCACUGAUGAAGCCAGUUUGUUAGAACCGUCUGGUAAAUUCGACGGGCUAUCUGCUCUGGCAUAUGAGACAGUUGCUAGGGUUAAUAUGGGUGGGCCAAAGGUUUCUCCAGAUAAUGAUCCUCUCGCGCGGAGUUGGGUUCCUGAUGAGAGCUUUCUAGUUAAUAAGAAUUCUGCAAUAAGUUUCUCUAACAUUGCAGCUGUUAAAUACAGUGAUGAUGGGGCAGCUCCAGAGAUUGCUCCAAAUGUUGUCUACGGUACCCUAACCGAGAUGAACUCGAAGGAUGAUCCAAGCAGUAAUUUCAAUGUGACAUGGCGAUUUAAAGUGGACCCGGAGUUUCAGUACCUUGUUCGGUUUCACUUCUGUGACAUUGUGAGCAAAGCUCUACACCAACUUUAUUUCAAUGUUUACGUUGACUCAUGGUUGGUCGCUCGGGAUUUAGAUCUUAGUAUUCCUCUUAACAAUGCUCUGGGCACUCCUUACUAUAUGGACGCUGUUACAGGAUUGAUCAAGAAUGACAUACUUCUUGUGAGCAUUGGCCCAGCAAAUUUAGCCAAUGUGUAUCCAAAUGCCAUUCUAAAUGGUCUGGAAAUCAUGAAAAUGAACAACUCAGUUGGCAGUCUUAGUGGGGAAGACUCUGUAAUUAGUUUUCUGAACUCGACUUCUUCCAAUAAGCACAUCGGCGUGAUUGUGGGCGUAACCGUUGGUGCAUUUGUUGCAGCUAUGUUGGUCGCUGUUCUGUUUAUACUGAACAGACGAAGAAGAAAGGGAAUGCAUCAAGCUCCAUCAAAAACAUGGAUUUCGAUAUCGACGGCUGGAGGAAUGUCACACACUAUGGGAAGUAAAUACUCAAAUGGCACUAUCACAAGUGCUGCUUCCAACUAUGGAUAUCGUAUACCGUUCGCAACAGUUCAAGAGGCUACAAAUAACUUCGAUGAGAGCUGGGUUAUUGGUAUUGGAGGGUUUGGGAAAGUAUACAAAGGAGUUUUGAAUGAUGGCACCAAAGUUGCUGUGAAGAGGGGUAACCCACGUUCCCAACAAGGACUGGCAGAGUUUCAAACUGAAAUCGAGAUGCUAUCACAGUUCCGUCAUCGUCAUCUUGUAUCGUUGAUUGGGUACUGCGAUGAGAGGAAUGAGAUGAUACUGAUUUAUGAAUAUAUGGAGCAGGGGACCCUGAAGAGCCAUCUAUAUGGUUCUGAUUUCCCUAGUUUGAGCUGGAAGGAGAGAUUAGAGGUCUGCAUUGGAGCCGCUAGAGGACUUCAUUACCUCCACACUGGUUAUGCUAAACCAGUUAUUCAUCGUGAUGUCAAGUCUGCUAAUAUUUUACUCGAUGAAACGCUCAUGGCAAAGGUCGCUGACUUCGGUCUUUCAAAGACAGGGCCUGAAAUUGACCAAACCCAUGUUAGUACGGCCGUGAAAGGAAGUUUCGGAUACCUCGAUCCCGAAUAUUUCAGGAGGCAACAACUGACUGAGAAAUCAGAUGUUUAUUCUUUUGGAGUUGUGCUGUUUGAAGUCCUUUGUGCAAGACCUGUCAUAGAUCCAACCCUUCCAAGAGAAAUGGUAAACUUAGCUGAAUGGGCAAUGAAAUGGCAGAAGAAAGGGCAGUUGGACCAAAUCAUUGAUCCUACUCUAGUGGGAAAAAUUAGACCAACUUCUCUUAGGAAGUUUGGAGAAACUGCUGAAAAAUGCUUGGCUGACUAUGGAGUCGACAGGCCAUCUAUGGGAGACGUAUUAUGGAACUUGGAGUAUGCACUUCAGCUACAAGAAGCAGUCGUUGAAGUCGAUCCUGAAGAUAACAGUACAAAUAUGAUCGGUGAGCUCUCUCCACAGAUUAACAAUUUCAACGACGUUGAGGCAGGUGUUUCCGCUACACGGUUUGACAUUCCGGGUGUGGAUGAUCUCUCGGGAGUCUCCAUGAGUAGGGUGUUCUCUCAGCUGGUGAAGUCUGAAGGUAGAUGACCGAUGUUUCUGCAGCGUUAGGCCAUUGUGUCGAUUCUUCAUACUCGAUUUAAUCCAUUCCCCAUGGACCACUUUCAACCCCAUAAAAGAAUAAUAGCCUUGAAUUGGUCCGACGCAGCUGAAUAUGAGGCGUUCUGUAUACACCAGGCGACGAUGUAGGCAGGUCCUUUUAAACAAUGUCAAACUACAUGUAACAUAUUGGGUUCUUUUCUUGUACAAAAGGGGUUUUAUGCAGGCGAGUCUUUGCAAUAUCCAUCAAACAUGUUACUUCUUUAACGAACAAGGUAGUUCGAUUGCGAUUUGCAUCACUUCAUCUUGAGCAUCCUGGCAAUGUCAAUGACCUUGGUGUGUCAUUCUUUUCUGAAUUUCCCUAUCUCCGUUUGGGAGCGGUGGGAGCGGUGUCGAGGCGCUUUGUCGUGUAUGUGUUUAGCUCUGAACCUCUUUUUGUUGGAGCAUGUUUUUGCUGCAAUUUAUAGGUAAAUUCUUCAUCUGGGCAUUGUUUUCUUUGUGAUACCUUGAAUAUUUCAACUCUGUAAUGAACAGCCAUGCAUUCCUGUCUUCAACUUUCAAUGCAUCUUAAUUGCUGUUAUUGGUUGA
Messenger RNA from Cucurbita moschata (crookneck pumpkin), 3750 nucleotides. Its product is annotated as receptor-like protein kinase HERK 1. Gene Ontology annotation, cellular component: plasma membrane; plasmodesma. Gene Ontology annotation, biological process: protein autophosphorylation. NCBI's taxonomy places the organism in Eukaryota, Viridiplantae, Streptophyta, Magnoliopsida, Cucurbitales, Cucurbitaceae. The record is from RefSeq and is a predicted model, not a curated record. Bases 643 to 3153 code for a protein of 836 amino acids. The transcript is spliced from 2 exons. Gene Ontology annotation, molecular function: transmembrane receptor protein tyrosine kinase activity; ATP binding.